Molecule: messenger RNA, 2466 nt
Organism: Aspergillus oryzae RIB40
Lineage: Eukaryota; Fungi; Ascomycota; Eurotiomycetes; Eurotiales; Aspergillaceae
Exons: 1
Coding region: 1-2466 (821 amino acids)
Source: RefSeq, a predicted model, not a curated record
AUGGUCGAGUUUACGACGGAACUGGAUGGGGUCUACCAGCUUGCAUUAGUUCCCUCCGGUACCCAGGACCCAGACCAGAAUAUUUGUUCGAAGAAGAAGCAGGUAACAUCUGGGAAAGUAUACAGAGCGUUCUGGGGUAUGACACACCAUAUAACCCAGCUAGAGAGGCUCCAGUCUAUCAGCGUUCUCGUCCGUCACCUGUCGAGCGCCAGUGCACCCGACCGCAAACCGUCAUCCUGGGUUCUAUCCACAAGAGAGUUACGUGUUUCCCGUUGCCCCAGUAUGACCCCUGUGACAGCACUCAAAAUAGGCGAGGAUGUCUUUGUCGAAUGGGAGGAUGUAUGGGAACAGUGUAAGCCAAUUCAUUACUUUGUUGCCCCUAUAGAUCGCAAUGGGACCAUCGCACCAUACCAUGGCGAAGACGCUGGUCAGCCCGAUGGCCGACAAUGUGUUAAGCUGAUCUCACCACCACUCAUUACUCACGAUAGCCAUAAGGAGCUCCAGUUUCUCAUUUCCCCUCAACUUAUGUCGGAACAAGAGGAGCCCUUUCUACUCCCUCAACAAUUCCAUGUCAAUGUCGAUCAAGGCUAUAUGCUAACCAUUGACAAUGGUAGCUAUUUCGAUAUGGAAAAUUGUCAAGCGGUUCUAUACGUUAAUAUUGAAGGGGCCUCCCUCUCUCAGGACAAGGAAUACAGUGUUAUCAUUGGCAGUCUUACUAGGACAAAUUAUGUGCUAGAGAGCGAACCCCUUCCAAUUUCCAUCAACUGGGGAUAUGCUAUCCAAGUGAUUUGGUCUGUUGAGGCAGCGACUCCAACUUCCCAUAUAUCACAGAGUUCCAAGCCCUCGAGUGUACCUUCUGCUCUUCAGGUUACUCUCGUCGACCCCAGUAAAACCAACUAUCGAAUAAGCCAGCCUAGCCGGCCAUGGUUCUUACCACAAAUCAAUGAUUCACUGGAUCCGCCGUGCCUCAAGUCAACGGCUCACUUUGAUGGUGGUAUAACCCUCUCAUGGUCAGACAUUCAUUGCCCAAACAUCUCAUCAUCGAAGGGAUUGAUACUGCAUCCCGUACGCGAAGGCGGUGCUGAAAGAGUACUGGAAAACCUGGACAAAGUUCCUCGUUUCAAUGCAACCAAAGGUCAAGUGAGCUAUACUGCCGAUAGGUUGACCAGCUACAUCGACAGCGGGAUACUACGUAUAUGCUUCCGUGUUGCCACGGGGAAGCCACCUUACAUUAUAGGUCGGCGGUACUAUCUGUCAGUUCCGGUCCCAACCAGGCGUGAACCCGGAAAAAAACUAUGGCUAGCCAGAGACUGGGCAAUUCUAUUUCAUAGUGGCCUGGUGCCUCUUCCCGAUGACACGCCCAGCAACCCCUGUUUCCUUGCUAUGACAUCGAGGAACGCAAUUAAGAAAGUCUGGUCGGAGCCCGUGUCAAUGAAAUCCAUAUCGGUGGCUAUUCCCAAUGAUGAGCCAAUUAAUGCCUUCGGUGGUGCACUUGCUGCAUGCAGCCGGCCAGGGAGCCAGCAUUCUGAGUUCUUCUACAUUGCAAAAAAUGGCAGUAUACAAGGAAGACGACGGAUCGGGGUUUCUGGUCUCGACGACCGUUGGAUACGACCAUCAGAUUAUCCAUUUUCUCUUCCAGAGACGGCUUCCACACUGGCAGGUGGCAGUCUAACCGCCAUCGCUCACAGGGACGCGAUGGAAUUGUACUGGGUAGCUCCGGCAGGGGACAUCAAAAUGGCCAGAUGGGAUGCGGAUAGAGGAUGGGCCCAAAGUCUGAGAAGCAUCACCGAGCCAGGGGAAGUCGAUGUGACGGGUUCUGGAGUAUCGCGUUAUGGCCCUGUGUUCCAAGCACUCACAACUGGUACUUUGGUAACACCAAGGAAGACAUUUUUAUUUUGGAAAGAUUCGGAACACUUUAUCAGAAUGGCAACAUCACCAGACUACCAGCCAGUCAUCAUGAAGGAUUCAUCCUUUACAGGGCAGAAGAUUUGGCCGUGUGUCAAAAUUGCCACUACGAUCACAUAUUAUCAACGCGUGGCCAUGUUGUGGGUCUUUUGGGUCACUCCCGACUAUGCUGUCCAUGGUGCAUUUAAGAGAGCCACGAGUCCUUCGCCACAAGACGCUUGGACCGUCUUUCCAGUUACAGGGCCUAAUUGUGCCGAUAUGUCGACCCCACUGAAGAUUGUACCAGUUAGUAAUUCAGAAGAAGACAACCUGUUAUUGUUGUGGUUCGACCGAGACUGUCUUCUGCAAGCAGCGAGUCCUUUUCGCUCUCACACAUCAUUAAAUCUCCGCCACUGGUAUCAGUUUAACGUCUUUUGGGGUAUUUCCUCGGUUCGUGAUCGUCCUUCCAAGAUGGCCAUGGCGACUGCGCCCGGGGGUAGGGUUGUUUUCACCUGGGUUGCUCCGGGUGCCGUAUUGAGGCAAGUGGUAUUUGGCUUUAAUGGGAGGGAGAUUACUCACUGA